GAAACCCCGCCGGGUCACGUGGUGCUCGGUGUGUGACUUGACAGCAGGUCAGAGGAGGAGAGAAAGGAGGAAUGAAUCAUCGGGAGGAGACGGGCUGAUGAGAGACACUCAGAGGACAUCUGAUCUGAGACCAGCUGCUUUUAAACAUCUGCACAACAGCAGCAGGUCCCUGAACGCACCGCGGGUCGCUGAUCCCGCCGGGACUCCGUAGCGUUUCUCUGGGUUUAUCUGGGUGAUUCUGGUGCCAAUGAUGCCGGAUCAGAUCUCAGUGUGUGAGUUCCUGUCGGAGACCACCGAGGACUACAACUCCCCCACCACGUCCAGCUUCACCACCCGGCUGCAGAGCUGCAGGAACACCGUCAGCAUCCUGGAGGAGGCUCUGGAUCAGGACCGCUCAGCCCUGCAGAAGGUGAAGAAGUCUGUGAAAUCCAUCUACAACUCAGGACAAGAGCAUGCUGGGAACCAGGAGAGCUUCAGCCAGGCUCUUGAGAGACUGGGAGGAAACUUUGAACUGGGAGCCGCCUUCGUUAAGUUCUCCUGCCUCGUUAAAGAACUGGCUGCUCUGCUGAAGAACCUGCUGCAGAGUCUGAGCCAUAACGUGGUCUUCACUCUGGACUCGCUGUUAAAGGGAGAUCUGAAGGGAGUUAAAGGGGAUCUGAAGAAACCCUUUGAUAAAGCCUGGAAGGACUACGAGACCAAGCUCACAAAGAUUGAGAAGGAGAAGCGAGAACACGCCAAACAACACGGGAUGAUCCGAACAGAAAUCACCGGAGCUGAAAUCGCUGAAGAGAUGGAGAAAGAAAGAAGGCUGUUCCAGCUGCAGAUGUGUGAGUAUCUGAUCAAAGUCAAUGAGAUUAAAACCAAGAAGGGCGUGGACCUGCUGCAGAACCUCAUCAAGUAUUAUCACGCUCAGAGCAACUUUUUUCAGGACGGUUUGAAAACAGCCGACAAACUGAAGCAGUACAUCGAGAAACUGGCUGCCGACCUGUUCAAUAUCAAACAGAGUCAAGACGAGGAGAAGAAGCAGCUGACGGCCCUCAGGGACCUCAUCAAGAGCUCCUUGCAGCUGGACCAGAGGGAGGACUCUCAGAGUAAACAGAGCGGCUACAGUAUGCACCAGCUGCAGGGAAACAAGGAGUUCGGCACGGAGAAGAAAGGAUACCUGCUGAAGAAGAGCGACGGGCUGAGGAAGGUCUGGCAGAGAAGGAAGUGUUCAGUGAAGAGCGGCGUCCUCACCAUUUCUCACGCUACAUCCAACAGACAGCCCGUCAGGCUGAACCUGCUCACCUGUCAGGUGAAACCCAGCGCAGAGGACAAGAAAUGCUUCGACCUCAUCUCCCAUAAUCGGACGUACCACUUCCAGGCUGAAGACGAGCCCGAGUUCGUCAGCUGGGUGUCUGUGCUGACCAACAGUAAGGAGGAGGCCCUGAAUGUGGCGUUUCAGGGCGGAGGUCAGAGUUCAGGUGUGGAGGAGGAGGAGGAGCUUACCAAGAGCGUCAUCGACGAGGUGCUGCGGACGCCAGGCAACGACACCUGCUGCGACUGUGGAGCUGCAGACCCUCGCUGGAUCUCCACUAACCUCGGCAUUCUGACCUGCAUCGAGUGUUCGGGGAUCCACAGAGAGAUGGGAGUCCACGUGUCCCGGAUUCAGAGUCUGGAACUGGACAAACUGGGAACCUCCGAGCUGCUGCUUGCAAGGAAUGUUGGGAACUGUAGUUUUAAUGAGAUCAUGGAGGCGAGCCUGGCGUCUCCGUCCCUGAAGCCGACAGCCUCCAGCGACAUGACGGCGAGGAAGGAGUUCAUCAACGCAAAGUACAUCGACCGCAAGUUUGUGAGGCGCACCAGCAGGUACGAGGGCGGCAGGCUGGACGAAGUCUACGAGGCGGUGCGGUCCAGAGACGUGCUGUCACUCAUUCAGCUGUACGCUGAGGGGGUGGAGCUACUGCAGCCCCUCUCUGAACCAGGCAAGGAAGCAGGAGAGACGGCGUUACAUUACUGUGUCCGGACAUCUGAUCACUCUUCUCUCCACCUGGUCGACUUCCUGGUCCAGAACAGCGGAAACCUGGACGCUCAGACGGACGGAGGAAACACAGCUCUGCAUUACUGCUGUCUGUACAACAAGCCGCAGUGUGUGAAGCUGCUGCUGAGAGGAAAACCCGACAUCCACAUCACCAAUCAGAGCGGAGAGACAGCGUUGGACAUUGCCCGCAGACAGAAGAACCCCCAGUGUGAAGAACCGCUAGUGGAGGCGGUCUCCGGCAGGUUCAACCCUCAUGUUCAUGUUGAAUACGACUGGAACCUACGACUGGACGAACUGGACGAGAGCGAUGACGAACUGGACGACAAGUCCAGUCCGGUGAAGAAGGAGCGCUCGCUCCGUCCUCAGAGCUUCUGUCCGUCCUCUGGCGUCUCCUCUCAGGAGAAGCUCUCUCUGCCGGCGUCCCUCAUUCCUCCUCACAGGGACAAGCAGCGUCUCUCCUACGGGGCGUUUGCCAACCCGGUCUACAGCACCUCCUCCGACAAUCCUCCAUCCCCCGGGCCUGACACCUCAGGACCCACACCGGCUGCCAGGAGUCAGGGCAAAGGCCCCGCCUCCGGCCCGCCCACCUCCCUCCCCCUCACCUCCCAGACCAGUGGAGGAGGAAGCUCCACCCUGAAGAAGAGACCCCCUCCCCCUCCACCCGGACACAAGCGCACCCAGUCCGACCCCCCCAGCCCAGUCCAGCCGGGACCCGCAGGUAAAGGAAGUGAGUUCACCCCCCCAUCUGGAAACAGGACCAAGUUUGAGGGGAUCCAGCAGCAGCAGAGCUCGACCUCCAGUAACACCAAGUCCACACUGGGACCCAGAGUUCUACCCAAACUACCUCAGAAAGUGGCUUUAAGGAAGAUCGACACCAUCCACCUGCCCUCUGUGGACAAACCCAGCCAGCCUCCAGACCUCCACAAACCGGCCUCCUCUUCCCAGUCUGACCCCCAGAAGUCUCCUCCCUUCAUCGACGCCUCCCCUAAACCCCCCCCCCCCCCGGUGGACUCCGCCCAGAGAGCCCCGUUGGCCGAGAAGCCCCAGCUGUCCGACCUGCCCCCCAAACCUCACCUGUCCGACCUCCCCCCAAAACCCCUCCUCAGAGACCUCCCCCCCAAACCCCAGAUCGCCGACCUUCCCCCCAAACCUCCGCUCAGCGACAGGCCCGGUCCCGCCUCUGCUGCUACGGAGACGCAGGGAUCCAAGAUGGCGCCGGAGGCAGAGAGCCAGCAGGGGGAGCUGUCACCUCGGCCGGCAGCGGAAGAUGAUGAUGACGAGUCCCCGCCCGGCGCCGUGGAGACGCCAGUCCCUCUGCCGCGCAAAAUCAACUCAGUGAAGAGGAAGAUCCGGCGGGUGAAAACCAUCUACGACUGUCAGGCCGACAACGAGGACGAGCUGACCUUCGCAGAGGGAGAAGUCAUCGUCGUCACCGGAGAGGAGGACCAGGAGUGGUGGAUCGGACACAUUGAGGGACAGCCCGAGAGGAAAGGCGUCUUCCCCAUGUCAUUCGUUCACAACCUCUGUGAUUGACCGCCACAGAGACAAGUGUGACGCCGCCGUCCAGCAGCACAAGCCCCGCCCCCUGCCGAGGUCACACAGGUGACGGUGGGCGGAGUCAGUCGGUGAUUAAGCAGCGGCUGACCAAUAGGAACAAACUAAACCUUCAGUUGAUGAAGUCCUCGCUGUAAAUAGACUCUAUUAUCCUAACAGUGUUACCAUAGCAACCAGCAUGCAGACCCGGCGGCUUCGUAGCAAACACAGGUGAGAGGUCAGAGGUUAGCAGAAUCUGAUUGGAGUCCGGCUCAUGACACCACCAGCCAAUCACACAGGAGCACAAGAAGAGAAGCACAACAUUACAGAAGGGAUCAUCCUGCGUCACCCGACGCGUCCCACCGCCGUCCCAGCUCACACCCGGACAGAUCGCCAGUCUGCAGCUCAGUCCAUGUUUGCGCCACAUGCCGCCGUCACGUGUCAAUGUUUUCACCUGAGUCCCAGAGGCCUGAUGUCCACGCCCUGUGCGGAAGGUGUCUCGUUCCCCUUUUCUGGUUGGUCAGCCGAAUACAAAAAAUAAGCAGCUCUUUCAUCUGACCGCCAGGAGGCCGCCAUGUUGUCUCCCAGAGUGCAUGCGUCCAACACGUCUGAGUACGACUGUGAAGCUCAUCACCUACACACAGACAGGAGGCGGACAUGCACAGAUCCUGGAUUCAAACCCAGAACCUCCUCCCCACUGAGCCACUGGUCCGUCUCCACGCAGAGCAGAGCCUGGCCGAUCAGGUGACUCGUCUUCUCCCACGCCUCUCUCUCUGUUCGAGACGACGAGCUGAACGUUCUGACAGUUUCACGCGUCAGGUGACGGUUUGGAUCCUGAUCAGGUUUUAGAUCAGUUAGUGGGACUUUUCCUCCGCUACAGAUUCUCUCCAAAGCCGACUCCAACUGUUACUGUGCACUCACCUGUCACCUGUUUCUGUGCAGGUCUUUAUGAUUUCACGUCUCCGUGUUGUUAAAGUUUGACUUUUCUCUCAAGAAGUAAAAGACGACUUUGUGUCCACGAGAUGAUUCAUUCUCAGAACUUUGGAGGAGAGUCGAAUACGCGUCCCAGAGAGCUCUCUGGAUGAACCGUCCAAUCAGAGGUGUGGUUGAGGUGAAAUGAUGGAGGGCCGAGGAUCGACCUCUGUGGACAUCUCGUCCGUCAGAGCAACAAGAAUCAAACUGAUCAAGAAUUAUUUCAUGCAGGGGUUUAAUAAUCUGUCAAAAUCAAGCAGUUAAAAAAUAGUGUGUCACUCUGUGGAGGUUUGCAGAUCUCCUCGAAUAAAUUCAUCAGAUUCAGGCGCCUCCUGCCUCACCGUCA
This is a messenger RNA of Micropterus dolomieu (smallmouth bass), 4871 nucleotides long. It is a transcript of the gene asap1a, whose product is annotated as ArfGAP with SH3 domain, ankyrin repeat and PH domain 1a. Gene Ontology annotation, molecular function: protein binding; GTPase activator activity. Lineage: Eukaryota; Metazoa; Chordata; Actinopteri; Centrarchiformes; Centrarchidae. The record is from RefSeq and is a predicted model, not a curated record. Gene Ontology annotation, cellular component: cytoplasm. Bases 248 to 3553 code for a protein of 1101 amino acids. The transcript is spliced from 28 exons. Gene Ontology annotation, biological process: positive regulation of GTPase activity.